Molecule: messenger RNA, 1158 nt
Organism: Dryobates pubescens (Downy woodpecker)
Lineage: Eukaryota; Metazoa; Chordata; Aves; Piciformes; Picidae
Product: endonuclease domain-containing 1 protein
Exons: 2
Coding region: 49-963 (304 amino acids)
Molecular function (GO): metal ion binding; nucleic acid binding; hydrolase activity
Source: RefSeq, a predicted model, not a curated record
UCCUCCUCUACCAGCUAUGUUGUACAAACACAAAAAUUACUCUGGACCAUGCUGAUUUUUCUUCCAGCUGAGUGUACCUCUGUAUUUGCCCUCCAGGUCAACAAGAACCCUUCACUUGAAAUCCUCCUCACAAUGCUGUUGCUGCUGCUGCUGCAGGUAUUAGUGAGCUGCAUCUGGCUGGGACACAGUGAGCUGGUGGCAUCCUUUGAAAGUUCAUGCCCUCAGUUUUUCUUCCGUGAAACCCCCCCAAAUGAAGCCCUGGAGCCAGAGAGCCCAGCCUGGAUCUGCCAGCGCCAUAAGAACCAGUAUUACUUUGCCACCCUGUACGACAGGAGCAGGCGUAUUCCUGUGUACUCUGCUUAUCUCUACCAGCCUGGACCUGGCAAGAGACCUAAGACGUGGCUGGUUGAGCCCCAGCUGAUGGGCUCAGUUUACCCCAAAACUAUGGAAAAGGAAUGGACCCUCUUAAAAUAUUACAACGUCAGCUUAGAGCAACUCAGCAAGAGCCAGGCUGUCCUCCGAGACUACAAGAAUCUGACAGGUUUGAACCGCGGCCAUUUGAACCCCAAUGGCCAUCACCAUGACUUCAGCAGCAGGAUGGCUACCUUCACCCUCACCAACAUAGUGCCCCAGGAUGAGAAACUCAAUGGUGGUGCUUGGAACGACUACGAGCAGCGAAUAAUGAUCAGAAGGACCCAGGGCUGUAACACCACCUAUGUCGUUGUGGGUGCUGUGCCUGGGAACAGCUAUAUUGCCAAAGGGAGGGUAAACAAACCCAGCCACAUCUGGUCAAGUGCCUGCUGUGAGGUGGACAGCAACCACAGGAAGGCUUGGGGGGUCAUUGCUGAGAAUGACAAGAAUGAGGUCCAGCUCCUCACAUUAGGGGAGCUGGAGGAUAUGUUGACUGAGCUCUAUGGGAGGGACCAGGUUUCUCUGUUUGACAGUGCCUGUCCCCGGGAAUAAGCCCUGAUACUUCACAGCCUGGGUGUAAAAGGCUUGGGAGCCUUCACCACGUGUCCUGUGCAGCACCUAUCCUGCUUCCUUCUCUAAUGGUUUUCCACCUCUGUCUCUCAGACCACCUUCUCCUCUGAUAAAAGGGAGGAGAAGGUGAGCAGAGCUUCCAGCUGGUUUGCUCUGCUGCUCAAUCCUGGGGGGAGU